AUAUUUUUUCAGUCUCCUCAAAAAUACGAUUUACGUGAUGAAAGGGUUAAUGUGUCAUGCAAACUGUAAUGUGGUUUUAAAUGUCUUCAUUGUUACUGUUCUCAUAAUUUAUGUAACUGUAUAUGGUAUUCAGUGUGGGGACUAAACUAUUUUUGAAGGUUGCCAAUUUGAAUGGUUCAGAUUUUUUUUUUUUUUUAUGGCACCAGAAUUAUUUACACCAACAUGAGGGUACUGUCAGAAUCUCAAAAUGUUUUAAUGCAGAUUAGCUGAACAGUGUAAAACAAGUAUUUGAUAAGUAGUAGUAGUAGUAGUAGUAGUACUGAAAGGCGAGUAAUUUUGGGUGACCUUACUUUUUGUUAGAUGUGGAAGAACAAUGAAGAAAGAUGAAAGCAGUAAAAGAGCAUUGAAUACAUCUUCUAAAGUUGCCAGCGAGAAGUUCCUUGAUGGUGGCUUGGUGGGAAACAACCCAGUCUUGGACACACUCACCGAAAUUGAAGAAUGGAAUAUGGCAGUGUGUGCCAAGGGUCGUGAAUCAGAAGUUUUCACCCCUACAGUUGUGGUGUCUUUAGGUUGUGGCAAACCUCCAGUGAUGCUGGUUGACAAUGUUGACAUAACUAUGCCAAGUAUUCUUGAUGUACGUCGAGGUCUUCAAGCAAUGUAUAAUUUGUUCAAUGUGUUGGUGGAACAAGCCUGCAGUUCAGAAGGUCGAAUUGUGGAUAGAGCACGCACAUGGUGUUCAACUUUGCAUGUUCCUUUCUUUCGCUUUAAUCCACAACUGUCUCAAGAUAUUGCCUUGGAUGAACAUGAUGACGAGCGCUUAGUUCGAAUGAUGUGGGAAACAAGAGCAUAUAUGAAAUCUCAGGCCAAAAUUUUGGGACAGUUAAAGCCUCUUUUAAUAGAAGCUGACUUAGGGCCUGUACCUCCACCCAGGCAACUUACUCCAACCAAAUCUAAACUUGGCUCACGUGUUUCUAUAGCUGUUGGCUCUAGUCAGGAUAUUAUAGAUACAGUUCACCGACUUGUUUCAGGAGGCACGUCCCCUGAGGAAGAAGGCAGCUUUCACUCUAUUGUUCCAGAGUAUACCACCACUGGUACUGACGAAAUGUCUGAUGAGGUGAUGGUUGAGCAUCCCUCAACACUUGACUCUGUGUCAAGUAGUGAAGGAACUUCCCUGUCACCUGAAGUUAAUGAUGAUUUUAUGGAUAAAUGUCAGCUGUCUGAAAUUUUAACUGAUUCUCCUAUCAAUGCUGAAGACUAUUCUUGAUUCAUGAAUUAUUUCAAUUAUUUAGAAUUAUCAUGGCAUUGUAGCCAUAAUAGUUUAUCAUGCACAUUUAUCUUUAAAUGUUCAUAAAAUAAUUAUUAAGAUCUAAAUUUAUCAGGAUGCUUUGCAUAUUAUGUUUUAGUAAUCACACUGUAGAUUUGAAUUUUUCAUUGCACUACAUAAUUUCUUACAUGUAUUUGUACAUCCUAGGACAAUUUAAAAAGAUUUGGUUCAGGUUAACAGGUGUAUUGUAUAGGCAUACCUUGCUAUACACUCCAUGAUCUGUUGCACUCAAGGGGUGUAUUCUGGUACCACCACCCUAAACAGUUUAAUUCAUUAAAGUAAUUGGGAGAA
This is a messenger RNA of Cherax quadricarinatus, 1615 nucleotides long. The record is from RefSeq and is a predicted model, not a curated record. Lineage: Eukaryota; Metazoa; Arthropoda; Malacostraca; Decapoda; Parastacidae.